AUGCCAGGCCCCUCCAGGAGAAGCAGGACAGGCGCGUCUAAAAGAGAUAUCCACAGAGCAUCGAGAACCAAAGCCCGCACUAAGGAUCUCGACCAGGUCCAGCUACAAGAUUUGCUGCCUGAGAAUAAAGCAAAAUUGGAGAACCAGCCUCUGGACGAAAGUUUGCCUGGAUUAGGACAGCACUACUGCGUUGAAUGCGCUAGAUACUUUGAAUCUGACGUCUCUCUGUCCGCGCACCAAAAGACAAAAGUUCACAGAAGACGUCUCAAGAAUCUCAAGGAACCUGCUUACACCCAGGCUGAGGCAGACGCUGCUGUCGGUUUGGGCGUCGAUAAAACUCAACGAAACUCAACUAAGCCACAGUCGAUUGAAGUUGAUCACAAUUAG
Molecule: messenger RNA, 387 nt
Organism: Wallemia ichthyophaga EXF-994
Lineage: Eukaryota; Fungi; Basidiomycota; Wallemiomycetes; Wallemiales; Wallemiaceae
Product: Zinc finger protein bud20
Exons: 1
Coding region: 1-387 (128 amino acids)
Molecular function (GO): nucleic acid binding; zinc ion binding
Source: RefSeq, a predicted model, not a curated record